Messenger RNA from Vanessa atalanta (red admiral), 1424 nucleotides. Its product is annotated as phenoloxidase-activating enzyme-like. The coding region runs from base 50 to 1252 and encodes 400 amino acids. The record is from RefSeq and is a predicted model, not a curated record. Gene Ontology annotation, biological process: proteolysis. NCBI's taxonomy places the organism in Eukaryota, Metazoa, Arthropoda, Insecta, Lepidoptera, Nymphalidae. The transcript is spliced from 6 exons. Gene Ontology annotation, molecular function: serine-type endopeptidase activity.
UCGGCUGUGUGCUUACGCGUCAGACUGGUUUCUGAUUUUCCUUGUGCAAAUGGAAUUCCUUAUUAAAAUAAGUGUCGUUUCUUUAUACGUAUUGUAUCUAUCGCAUUACUCCGGAGCAUAUAAGCAAUGUAAGGUACCAAAUGGAGACGCGGGCUCGUGUCUUCAGAUCACAAAAUGCCAACCCCUAAACGACUUGUACCUGAAAAAACCGAAAACAGAAAAAGAACAUCUAUUCAUUCAACAAUCUAUCUGUAGCAAGGACAGCCCAAAACUAAAGGUAUGCUGCCCAUCUGAGUCGGUAUGGUCAAGUUUCAAACCGAACCCUGUGAUAUUCCCUGAUUCACCUGUUUUAUUUACAAAUAAAGUGACACGAAAACCACCAAUCAAACCAGUCUUCAGCGGGGCCGUACCUCUGACAUUGGACACUGGUAUCGAAUAUGGACCUAGGAUAAAAGAUUAUCAGGGGACUUGCGGGGUGGAUUCAUCUAAUGCAAAUAAAAUUUCCGGCGGUGGUCCAACGAAUAUUGACGAAUACCCGUGGUUGGCUUUAUUGGAGUACGCAGGAGGCUCUUUGGCUUGUGGUGGAAGCCUAAUCAGUUCUAAAUUUGUAUUAACAGCUGCGCACUGUUUAGCGGGAUCGUCUGGUAAACCAGUAAAGGUACGUCUCGCGGAGUACAAUAUAACGUCUUAUCCAACCGAUUAUGUUGAAAUAGAUGGAGGCGGUACCGAUUCAAUUAAUGUUACAAUAAUUCCUGUUAAAUCUGUAAUCAAACAUCCAGAUUUUAAUAGAGCCUUGCGAAUUAAUGACAUUGGAGUCAUUGAGAUGACGCACAGGGCUACAUUUAGCGAUUUCAUAAAGACAAUCUGUCUACCUCCAGCAAACUACAUGAAUGAGUUCAAUAAGAACACAAAUUUCACCGUCGCCGGCUGGGGAAACGACAAUUCCAUAAGGAACGAAGUAAAGCUCCAAGUGAUGGUACCGUUCAUGCCAACGGAUCAAUGUACAAGAGUCCAAGGGAAUGAAAUACUGGACACACAGAUUUGCGCUGGCGGUAUUAAGGGUAAAGAUUCGUGCAGCGGCGACUCCGGCGGACCAUUGAUGUAUGAAAAAAAUCAAAUUUAUUACGCAGUGGGAGUUGUGAGCUAUGGGAGAGAGUUGUGCGGGACGGAGGGGGUGCCGGCUGUGUACACUAACGUCUUUAAAUACGUUGACUGGAUAUGGGGCGUUAUGGAUGGAAGCAUCACGGCAUAGUUGGAUACAUUUAAGCCGUUACUUAAAUUUGAUUAUAGCUCAGUACCAAAGUUUAUUAUUAAUUAAUAAUAUAAUGGAAAACCUGUACAUAUAGCUUAUUUAAUAGUUAUGAUGAGAUUAUUAAUAUUUUAGAUAUAAAUUUAUGACUAAUUUUACUUUAUAAUUACGAAUA